AUGGUCAAAUUAUCGGAAUAUGAACUCGAGCGUGAGGCUAACAUCGCCCGAAACAAGUUGCUGCUCCAGCAGCUGGAGCUGAAGGCCGCCGUCGACGACCUCGGCGUGUCCAAAGCCAAGGCGAAAUCAACCGCGAAGCCCAUCCAACCAGGGAAGAGGGAGAAGAGAAAGAGGGAGCCAGAAGCAGACUUGCCGCGUCGACAGUCUGCACGUCUCCGGAAGGCGGUUAUUGAUCCUAAUGAGUCUCCACAGAAGCGCCGGAAACGCGAGAGGGAAGAAGAACUUCAGCGCCGUAAAGAGGAAGAGGAGAGGCUGAAGCGAGAGGAGGAAGCUCGCAAAGCGUCGCGACCCCGGCAUAAUAAGCUCGAUCUUAUUGCUCUCGUUGAAAACGGUCCGGAAGAUAUCGAAAGCUUGUCCAAGUCUAUGAAGGACAUUCCGAAGGAUAUCAAGAAACGCGUCCCCGAUUUUGAUGACUUUGUUUACGAGGAUAACAAGGAAGAGGAACGUCUGGUAGCGGAGUUGAGGAAGAAGAUGAGUGGACUCAAGGUCCAUGCUCGCGCCAAAGUGACUAGGAGUCGUGUUUACUGUGCCGCGUAUCACCCUGAGGUGACCAAGGACUUGAUCUUCUUUGGAGACAAGGAAGGUGCUCUCGGUAUCUGGGACGCUCGUGCGCCCCCAGAAGAAGACGAAGACGCGAAACAGAACGAGGGGGAAGACCGUGAAGGUGGAAGAUAUUGGCGAAUACAGCUACAUUGGCCUGCAAAUGCAAAAUCCUCGAUCUCGAGCAUAAAGGUGGACCCCAUUGACCCUCACAACGUUUACACGAGCUCCUAUGACACCACCGUCCGAGCGCUCUCAUUUACCACCGGCGUAUCGCGUGAAAUAUUUCACUCGGAUAACCUGGUUAACUCCAUAGACCUCGUUCCCUCUGGCCACGAAAUGUGGCUGUCGGAUACCUCAGGCUGGGUGACACACAUUGACCUUCGAGAGUCCAACCAGAAACAUAAGAGCUUUCAGCUGUCGGAACAGAAAAUCGGUUCAGUAAGCGUCAAUCCUACCUUCCCCAAUUUCUUGGCCACUGCUAGCAACAGUCGGACAGUCAAAGUUUGGGAUGUGCGAAAGCUCAAUACUGCUCUAGAGGACUUUACCGACUCUGAACCGCAAGACUCCACUAUAAUUGACGUGAACUUGGAGGUUAUUACCGAGUUCGCACAGUCGGACAAGGGCAAAGGUUGCCUGCGAGCGGAAUGGCAACACGAUAAAUCUGCUACUGCUGCGUUUUGGGAUCCUCGGGGUCGUCAGCUCGUCAGCACCAGCUAUGACGAUACACUUCGACUGUGGAAUUUCAAUAAUUCCAAGCUAUUCAAAGAGGAUGCACCAUUCCCCUCUUCAAGACCGUUUAGCCGUAUUAAGCACAAUUGCCAGACUGGGAAAUGGGUGACAUUGUUGAAAGCUCGAUGGACCCAGAACCCGGAUGUAUAUCCUUACUUCACGAUUGGUAACAUGAACCAUUCGGUCGACAUUUACUCGGGCAAGGGCGACCAUAUUGCGAGCCUUUCGGACCCCAGGAGAAUUACUGCCGUGCAGGCAGUCACCUGCUCGCACCCCAGUGUAGUAGAGCGCGUUGCCACAGCCAACGCGAGCGGUCGCUGUGUCCUGUGGGCCCCCAAGGACCUGUAA
This is a messenger RNA of Coprinopsis cinerea okayama7#130, 1680 nucleotides long. RefSeq lists its product as hypothetical. Gene Ontology annotation, biological process: regulation of DNA damage checkpoint. Gene Ontology annotation, cellular component: nucleus. The record is from RefSeq and is a predicted model, not a curated record. Bases 1 to 1680 code for a protein of 559 amino acids. The transcript is spliced from 10 exons. NCBI's taxonomy places the organism in Eukaryota, Fungi, Basidiomycota, Agaricomycetes, Agaricales, Psathyrellaceae. Gene Ontology annotation, molecular function: DNA binding; protein binding.